AUGCCAUUGAAUCCCACAGGCAGGGACUUGGACGAGAUGAGUAGCAUGCCAUUGGAGCAGGCAUGCAAGCCUGACAAGAUGGACCUGGCUGCCAAAAGUACUAGCAUUUCAACUUCCAAUCCAUCUCAUGAUUUGAAGAAGUUGAGCCAAGUGCCGAAAAGGAAUUCCAAUCCAGGUCGUGUUUCACCAUGUGAACCUUUAAUUGUAGAUCCAAAUUCCCAAAUUAAUUUGACUUCCACUCAUAUGGCAUCAGCUGAUUCCCAAAAAACUGAUGGAAUGACAAUGACCGGAGGAAUUCCAUGCCCAUUGCCUAGCCCAAAUAGAGCUCCAAAUUUGGAUAACCUGACUGCCACAACCCUAAGUGGACCAUUGGCAAUAUCAUCCAACUCAAGUACUGGUAAUGCUGUGAGUAGCCAAUCAAGCAACAAUCCCAGCCGGGGGAGUGUCAACAGCAACCGUAGUAACAGUAUGGACAGUUCAUGUAUACCCCUCAGGCCCCACACUGGUGGCGAUGUUAGGUGGGAUGCCAUUAACUCGGCAUCUUCAAGAGAUUCUCCACUUGAUCUUAGCAAUUUUCGGCUCUUGAAGCGGCUUGGUUAUGGAGAUAUUGGAAGUGUCUAUCUUGUUGAACUAAGAGGAACUAAUGCUUUCUUUGCCAUGAAAGUCAUGGAUAAAGGUUCUCUUGCAAGUAGAAAUAAGCUACUUCGAGCUCAAACUGAAAGAGAGAUUCUUGGUCUUCUUGACCACCCAUUCUUACCUACCUUAUACUCUUACUUUGAGACUGAAAAAUUUUAUUGCUUGGUGAUGGAGUUCUGUAGUGGAGGUAAUCUUCAUAAUCUUAGGCAAAAGCAGCCCAACAAGCAUUUCACAGAGGAAGCUGCUCGGUUUUAUGUAUCAGAGGUCUUGUUGGCACUUGAAUAUCUUCAUAUGCUUGGAAUUGUGUAUAGGGAUCUAAAGCCAGAAAAUGUUCUAGUGAGAGAAGAGGGUCAUAUCAUGCUCUCUGACUUUGACCUAUCUCUUCGUUGCUCCGUCAGUCCGACACUUGUUAAGUCUUCAUCAGUACAUUCUGGAAAUCCGAAUGGUAGUGUUGCUGGUAUCUUAGACGAUGAAAAUGCCGUGCGUGGUUGUAUUCAGCCAUCCACUUUUUUCCCUCGCCUUCUUCCUACCAAAAAGAAUCGCAAAUCUAAAUCCGAUUUUGGUCUCAAUAACAAUACAAACUCACUCCCUGAACUAAUGGCCGAGCCAACUAAUGUGCGUUCCAUGUCUUUUGUUGGGACGCACGAAUAUCUAGCCCCAGAGAUCAUUCGGGGAGAGGGUCAUGGUAGUGCAGUGGAUUGGUGGACAUUUGGCAUUUUCAUAUAUGAGCUCUUACAUGGAACAACACCAUUCAAGGGUUCUGGAAAUCGUGCUACUCUGUUUAACGUAGUUGGACAACCAUUAAGAUUCCCAGAAACUCCUCAGGUAAGUUCUAUGGCACGGGAUCUUAUAAGAGGGCUCCUGGUGAAGGAACCGCAGAAGAGAAUUGCAUAUAAGAGGGGAGCUACGGAAAUAAAACAGCACCCGUUCUUUGAGGGGGUGAACUGGGCAUUAGUGAGAAGUGCCAUGCCUCCCUGCAUACCCGAGCCUGUAGACUUUUUGCAGUUUGCUAGUAAAGACUCUGCCAAUUCAGACAAGAAGAUGGCAGAGAUUGGCAAUGAUAGGAGCAAGAAUAGCUCGACUGAUAGUUCUUACGUCGAUUUUGAGUACUUUUAG
Fraxinus pennsylvanica is the source of this 1752-nucleotide messenger RNA. Lineage: Eukaryota; Viridiplantae; Streptophyta; Magnoliopsida; Lamiales; Oleaceae. The record is from the annotation of a GenBank genome assembly.